Messenger RNA from Hippopotamus amphibius kiboko, 672 nucleotides. It is a transcript of the gene NPFF, whose product is annotated as neuropeptide FF-amide peptide precursor. The record is from RefSeq and is a predicted model, not a curated record. The transcript is spliced from 3 exons. The coding region runs from base 50 to 397 and encodes 115 amino acids. Gene Ontology annotation, biological process: excitatory postsynaptic potential. Gene Ontology annotation, molecular function: neuropeptide hormone activity; G protein-coupled receptor binding. Lineage: Eukaryota; Metazoa; Chordata; Mammalia; Artiodactyla; Hippopotamidae. Gene Ontology annotation, cellular component: axon terminus; perikaryon; dendrite.
AACAGCAGGUAUAAGAGGCGGGUUUGGCCACAGGAAGGCAGGUGGCAGCAUGGACUCCAGGCGGGCAGCAGUGCUGCUUCUGGUGCUGCUGUUACGAACAGGUGGGGGCCACGCUGAAGGACCAGGGGGCCGGGAUGGAGGAGACCAGAUCUUCAGGGAGGAAAACAGUGGAGCCCACCCACCACAGGAUGCCCAGACCCCUGGGUCACUCUUGCGCUCCCUGCUCCAGGCUAUGCAGAGAUCUGGCAGGAGUCCAGCCUUCCUGUUUCAGCCCCAGAGGUUUGGCAGAAACACCUGGGGCUCCUGGAGCAACGAAAGGCUGAGUCCCCGAGCUGGGGAGGGGCUGAGCUCCCCAUUCUGGAGCCUGGCUGACCCUCAGCGCUUUGGGAAGAAGUGACAUGUCAUCCUUUGAUGUUUGCAUGCAAGGCCCACACCCAAAAGUGCCAUGUGUCCCCCCAAAUAAAGCUGUCUGGCUUCUGAAUCCGUGUGCAUGUCUGUAUCUGUAUGAGACUUGAAAGGGCCAGGAGAGAAUACCAAUACAAGAACCACAGCCCCCUCCAUCUCCGCCAAACCAAACUCUCCAGGAACACAGGCAAUGGGGUUCCCGGAUGUCAGUGCACCCAACCUCCUGCCAACAGAAAGUCAAACAUGGGGACCUGUCAGGAGCAAAGU